AUGAACUUCCAUGGCGUGACCUCCGCCGCCCAAGUGGAGAUGUUGGCGCCCCCACCGCGCCUUGUCACCGACGAGGAGAGGCAGCGCCACCGCCACCGCUGGCUCGCCAUCGCCAUGACGGUGUGGCACGAGAAUUUCCUGCAAGAUGUCUACGGCGAAAACAAGUUCUUCACGCAGCAGCAGGUGGAGCGCAACACCGCGAAGACAGCGAACCGAGCGCGCAAGGCCUUCAUCCUAGCGCAGAUGGAAGGCCCGACCACCAUUGACGAUAAUGAUCCCCGGUGGGGGAUCAGUUUUCGUCCACCGUCUCCAGUUCAUCGGGCUCCGGCGUCAAAUGGAUAG
Molecule: messenger RNA, 342 nt
Organism: Lolium perenne
Lineage: Eukaryota; Viridiplantae; Streptophyta; Magnoliopsida; Poales; Poaceae
Source: RefSeq, a predicted model, not a curated record